Caenorhabditis auriculariae is the source of this 297-nucleotide messenger RNA. The record is from the annotation of a GenBank genome assembly. NCBI's taxonomy places the organism in Eukaryota, Metazoa, Nematoda, Chromadorea, Rhabditida, Rhabditidae.
AUGAAGAUCGCCAGGUUCGUAAAAGAUAUCGACACUGUCAUAAUCCAGGAAGUUAAGCAAAGUUAUUACGCCGCCGUCCCAUGCUUGGAAGCUUUGUCCCUUUUCGGCGCCCUCGGAAUGUUGUUCUGCUUUUGUUACCUGCAGUUUUGCGCCCCAUCAUUCAUCUACUCUCUAUUUUAUUACUUCGUUAUGAGCAUUCCAAAUAUGCUCAUCUUCAUCGAUAGCCUACUUUGUCUCCAGCGUCUUCUGAUUUUUCUAGAGUUGGCUCCAGCCUUCUGCUCCAAGUUCAAAUUGUAA